Molecule: messenger RNA, 1678 nt
Organism: Acinonyx jubatus (cheetah)
Lineage: Eukaryota; Metazoa; Chordata; Mammalia; Carnivora; Felidae
Gene: DRD3
Product: dopamine receptor D3
Exons: 7
Coding region: 22-1365 (447 amino acids)
Biological process (GO): adenylate cyclase-inhibiting dopamine receptor signaling pathway; adenylate cyclase-activating adrenergic receptor signaling pathway
Cellular component (GO): plasma membrane
Molecular function (GO): G protein-coupled receptor activity; dopamine neurotransmitter receptor activity, coupled via Gi/Go
Source: RefSeq, a predicted model, not a curated record
UCACUCUUCUCCCAUUGGGCUAUGGCGCCUCUGAGCCAGCUGAGUGGCCACAUCAACUCCACCUGUGGGGCAGAGAACUCCACGGGGGCCAGCCGAGCCCGCCCACAUGCCUACUAUGCCCUCUCCUACUGCGUGCUCAUCCUGGCCAUCGUCUUCGGCAAUGGUCUGGUAUGUGUGGCAGUGCUGAGGGAACGGGCUUUGCAAACCACCACCAACUACCUGGUGGUGAGCCUGGCCGUGGCGGACCUGCUGGUGGCCACCUUGGUGAUGCCCUGGGUGGUGUACCUGGAGGUAACAGGUGGAGUCUGGACUUUCAGCCGAAUUUGUUGUGAUGUUUUCGUCACCCUGGAUGUCAUGAUGUGUACAGCCAGCAUCCUGAACCUCUGCGCCAUCAGCAUUGACAGGUACACUGCAGUGGUCAUGCCAGUCCACUACCAACAUGGCACAGGACAGAACUCCUGUCGGCGUGUGGCCCUCAUGAUUACAGCCGUGUGGGUACUAGCCUUUGCCGUGUCUUGCCCUCUCCUCUUUGGCUUCAACACCACAGGAGACCCCACCGUCUGCUCCAUCUCCAACCCUGAUUUUGUCAUCUACUCUUCAGUGGUGUCCUUCUACCUGCCGUUUGGAGUGACGGUCCUUGUCUAUGCCAGGAUCUAUGUGGUGUUGAGACAGAGGAGACGGAAACGGAUCCUCACUCGACAGAACAGUCAGUGCAUCAGUGUCAGACCUAGCUUCCCACAACAAUCUUCCUGUCUGAGGCUGCAUCCCAUUCGGCAGUUUUCAAUAAGGGACAGAUUUCCAUCAGAUGCCACGGGGCAAAUGGAACAUUCAGAAGGUAAACAGUGUCCCCAGGAGUCUCAGGACCCUCUCUUGUCCCACCUGCAGCCACUAUCCCCUGGCCGGGCACACCUGGAGCUGAAGCGCUACUACAGCAUCUGCCAAGAUACUGCCUUGGGGCAACCAGGCUUCCAAGAAGCAGAAGGAGAGUUGAAAAGGGAGGGGAGGACUCAGAACUCCCUCAGCCCCACCAUGGCACCCAAGCUCAGCUUAGAGGUUCGAAAACUCAGUAACGGCAGGUUGUCGACAUCUCUAAAGUUGGGGCCCUUGCAAUCCCGCGGAGUGCCACUUCGGGAGAAAAAGGCAACCCAGAUGUUGGCCAUUGUGCUUGGGACCUUCAUUGUCUGCUGGCUGCCCUUCUUUUUGACCCACGUUCUCAAUACCCACUGCCAAGUCUGCCAUGUGUCCCCAGAGCUUUACAGCGCCACCACGUGGCUGGGCUACGUGAACAGUGCCCUCAACCCUGUGAUCUAUACCACCUUCAAUGUUGAGUUCCGUAAAGCUUUCCUCAAGAUCCUGUCUUGCUGAAGGAGAGGAGAACAUACUCGCUGUGGCCACCUUUAGCUACCAGGCCACUGGGCAACUGGCCAGGACCUGCUGAGAAAGACUGUGCUAUGUUCUCUGGCAUGGGGUAGGAAGAUUCCUGGAGCCAGGACAUCCCUGAGUAGCAGGUGUAACCAACUGCUUCUUCCUAAACAGAAUGUUCUACCUCCCCAGCUAAAACUCUGACUUCAUCCUGUAAAUCUUCAAGUGCUUGGGAGGUCCCUGAAUGAUAAGCAAUAAUUCAGAGAGAAGCUGAUAAAACGUGACUCGACUCUACACACACACACACACACACACA